This is a messenger RNA of Onychostoma macrolepis, 777 nucleotides long. It is a transcript of the gene pole4, whose product is annotated as polymerase (DNA-directed), epsilon 4, accessory subunit. Gene Ontology annotation, molecular function: protein heterodimerization activity. Gene Ontology annotation, cellular component: nucleus; epsilon DNA polymerase complex. Lineage: Eukaryota; Metazoa; Chordata; Actinopteri; Cypriniformes; Cyprinidae. The record is from RefSeq and is a predicted model, not a curated record. The transcript is spliced from 4 exons. Bases 136 to 519 code for a protein of 127 amino acids.
GCGAACAUGACGUAGCGCUGUGACGUCUGUUCCGCCGUCCGCCUCGAGCUUGUGUUUACAGUCAGAUUUGGCGGGAGAAGAUUAGACGCUCCGCUUUCGGUUUGGAACGCGUUCUAUUGCGAGCCGCGUGCGUCAAUGGCGGCGACUGCGUCUGCAGCUCCCGCGGAGUCGGAGUUGGACCGCAGCGGAGCUGAGGACGAGCCCCGAAGCGCCGAACCGGAGGAGGACGGAGGAAACGGGCAAGCUGGGCCCACCGCGGCCGCGCAGCAGCACCGUCUCGCCAAGCUACCGCUGUCGCGCAUCAAAACCCUGAUGAAAGCCGAUCCGGAUGUGAGUCUGGCCAGUCAAGAGUCUGUGUUCAUCAUAGCUAAAGCCACGGAGCUUUUUGUUGAAAUGAUCGCCAAGGACGCUCUUGUUUAUGCACAACAGGGAAAGAGAAAAACCCUUCAACGCAAAGACUUGGACAAUGCUAUUGAAGCAAUAGAUGAGUUUGCGUUUUUGGAAGGAACCCUGGACUGACAGAAAAGGUGCAUAAAUAUGAAUAUAAAGACUGUCAACAAGUUCUGAAUUUGCAUUUGAGAACUCAAAAGAGAGGAAAAAUGGCUGGAACGUGGGUUUUUUUUUUUUCUCCAUUGUGAUGUUGGUAAUGCUGGUAAUUAGCCGUUUGAUAAAAAUGGAGAGUUGUCUAGGUUGUAAAGUGACAAUUGUAUUUUUCAAUAUUCUGGGAUUCUUAUAACAAUGUUGAGUGUUUAAAUAAAGUAAAGUUCUUUUAUCUUU